UCUUAAUACCGCAGCUGCAGUCGGGUUCAUUGUGGGAUCAAUACGGGGAGAUCCGUGGUAGUGGCAAGCCAAGUGCGAUUGGCCCUGACGAUCGGGCACGGCGAUUGGCCGGCGCCGGCACUGCCAGGAGGCGGAUCCUGCUACAGACCUGUCGUCAGGGUGGCGGAAAAGGGGAAGAGGAUACGCGUCGCCGCUUGUAAACAGAGACGGGAACGGCUUAGAAAAAGACAGCGACAGGCACUAGGGAGAGAGGGUGACACACGGUGUCGUGUCUGGGGGUUCAGUCUGUGUUCACCCAUGAGAGACACACCACCAGCGGCGACACGCUCCGCUCACGUCGCGAGGGUGGCUCGUUUCGCUCGCCAACUGGUCAUCCUCGUUCACGAGGACCGCCUGUGUUACGCGUUGUAUGCAGGUGCAGGUCGCGAUUGGACGGUUCCCGUUGGAGAAGACCCUACCAAGAAUAGACUCGACUGUCUAAACAAUCAGAGUGAGACACAAACGAUGACACGAGUUAUGUGUGUCGUCUUGGGCAGCUGGUGGGUCCGCGAGAUGAAGUGUUGAGAACGGUGACGGCGGCUCCUCUCAUUAGCUAGGUGAAGUGUCGGUCAAAGUGUCCGUAAGUAUUUCUGAAAGAGGAUUAAAUAGAGAAUUCCACUUUGCGGGCAAUCUGCAGCUGUGAACAAUUGGAUAUUCUCGAAGCAAGUCGUGGAAUUAUAAUUGUGUGCCUCGGUCGCAGGUGGUUAUGUAAGACGACAGUGUGCAGUGUUGAAGUCAGUGAUACAACUAUUCUUAUCGAUCGAGAAAUCUCGGAAAGAAAGGAAAGUUUCGAGAAGAGAGCGGAAACCGGGCGACCGAUAAAAAAAACAUAAACAUACUCUUCGGAGAUUGUAUUGCCGGGAGGAAAGCCCUACCCCGCCCUAAAUGAUUCUCUUUAUCUUAUCGGUCGUAAAAGUCCUUCAUGAGUUAAAGAUAUGACGUCAUUCGGUAUACUCAGCUGAUGACGGCAACCUGAAUCCUUUUGGAUUCACGCAACCGUGCUCACCGUGAAAGGAGAAACGAGGAAGAGGAGCGAUCGACCGGUGCGUUUCUUGCUGCGCGUCUCAGCUAUCUGGAAGGAUUCAUCCUCAGUGCGUAUGUCCGUAAUUCGUCGCGCCUCAGUGAUCUCGAGAAAUACUGGAACUGUUCCUUAUCUACCGAGGUACACUGCAAGUGAUUAGAAUUACAUACGAGCAAGAUUAACGAGAAUACCUUGUGAUCAAUUAGCAAACAUCUAAUUUCCCACAAUUACACGCGCGUCUCUCUCUCGUUCCCCUCGCACGAGUUAUCGACGGCACAAACCGACGGUGGGUCGAACAACGUUUCUCGACGAACGACGUCGUCGUCCCUGUAUACAGAUUUAACGGCCGAGGAACUUUGGGAUCUCGGACAUUAUUGAAUAUUUAAAUCGACCACGGCGCAUAAUUCACGUCGGCGACGCGGGAGAAACCGGGAAACCAAGCGGAACUCUGUUUCACAGUGAUACUUUCGACUCUCCUCGUGAUAACGCGCUCUACGCAUUAGUCGCAGCCGGGAAUCUAACGUACUCCGUGAAUUCUGGGACAUUUGGAUCAAUUGUAUCGCGAUACCAAAUGAUCGAAGGAAGUCUGUGAUCGCGGCAAUAACAAUACGACCGAGGAGGCAGCCUGCGAUGCGCCGUGGCACGAGACGUUGUCCUUAAUGCCGGGCCGACAACGAAUCUAGUGGAAUCCCGAAUGGUAUCGAAUGUUUGAGUCGGCCGCGGCGCGCCAUUAACGAGGAGGUGAAUAAACUAAAGGGUGGUGUUCGAAAGGGUGGUGCAACGUUCGGGUACGCAAGUCUGCAAGCCAGCUCUGGGGUGCCGGGCCCGGGCGGGGUGAUGAGCUGCUCCGAGGUGAUGUAUCAAUAUUAUCCUUACCUCUACCAGACCCACCGGCCACCGCCGCCGCACCCGACUCACCCUCAUGCGGCCCCGCACAGCCACCCCCACGCCAAUCCACACGCGGCCCAUCACAGUCCAGCCAGGCCGGCGCCCUUUCAACCCUUCCCGGCAGCCACGGCGACGCAUCAGUAUGACAGGCUGAACGUUCACCAAAGGUCCCUGGAAACCGCCGGUAUCGAGCUUUGCGGCGCCGGCGGAAGCGUCCCCCAAGGUCAACCGAGCAGCGCGGGCUCCGUGGGCUCAGCACCGAGUCCCGCAUCCCCAAGGCCAACGCCGCAGCCACGACCACCCCUCGCCGCCGCCACCACUACCACCUCGCAGCCGUCGCGAACGUUGGACGACGACAGAUCGACAGACGGCGUAGGCGCCGGCACCGCCACCGAGGACUCCGACGACGGCGAGAGCAGGGCGCAAUACGUCAACGCGAACUGCGUCGUGUUCACGCAUUACCGAGGCGACGCGGCGUCAGAAGUCGAGGAACACUUUCAGCGGGCCCUCGCGCACGACAAGCUAAAGGAAAAUAUCUCCCCCAUGUCCAUGAGGAACUUUCCCCCUUCCUUUUGGAAUAGUCAGCAUCCCGGUGAUGUCUACGAGUACCCGACGGAUCCGUGGCAUCCGCAUUACCCGCAGUAUCACCACAGGGCGGUGCACGAAUACCACCACCAUAAUAUGGCGGCGGCGGCGAGCUACGGGGGUCUUCUUCUGGGUGGUGCACGCGGCCUCGGUCAUCACACGUCUCACCACGCGGCGCAUCACGCGCACGCCGCGGCGACCUACAAGGAGUGGACGUCGGCGACGCCGUCGCAGUCUCUCGUCGACGCGUCCUCGGCGCCGCCUUAUCCUCACGGCCACUACGCACCCCUCUCCGGUAAGACUCGAGUCUCAGGUGCAGGACUCCAAGGACCUCUACUGGUUCUAGGAUCGAAUGCUGGAGAUCAGCAGGAAGAGUACGGCUUUCUUAAAUUCGGACGACGACUGAACGAUGUUCGUACGUCGAUUAGUGAGAACGCUCGUUGACGUGAUUAAAAAAACCGUGGUUAAAAAAAGAAAGAAGAGAAUGAGAGGGGAAUUUUGUUGAGUAAAUUGCGACGGCGUCGUCGAGCGCUCGUCGUUGUCGUGUACAUAGUGUUACCUACGUCUCUUAAGGCUCUACUAUUAGCGUAAAUUCAGAUAGUAUUAGACGAAUACUUGCGCGCACUAUUACCUUCAUAGUGACUGCUGUCCGACAUUGAGAGGAUCCGUGCCGUGGGAACGCGGCCGAGAAUCGUCUUCGGCUGGUACAAUAGCGUAGUGCGAUUUAGACCGUCGGAAGGCACAUCUAAGUUUUCCAAAUAAUCGGCGAGUGUUCUCGAUUCUCCUGCGAAUGUAUGUGUGAUCCUAGAUUAAUUGAUCGAGUAAUUAUUUGAGGAGGUAAACGAGAACAGGCUAUCCGUACUCGAGGAUUCAGCCGUAAAAGCGAGUGGAUCCUCUGGUGAAGUUUCGACGAAGUCGGGAAUCGAGGCACCGUACGGAUAAUUAUUUGGCAAAUUUAGCUGCCGACUUAAGUAAAGUAUUUAUUGACCAAUGAUCUUGCCAUAUAUAUAUAAAUAUUAUAUAUAUAUAUAUAUAUAAUAAUUAUUAUUAUUAUUAUAUAUUAAUUAUUAUUAUUAAUGUAUGAUAAACAAUGGGCGCCGCAAAUAUUCUGAAGUCCCCCCGGUUAGCAAAUUAAAAUAGUUAUUACCCGACGAGUCAGCUAUUUUUUGCACUCCCGGCUGCACCUCUUUCGCACUUCUUAUCCCGCCAUCUCGGAUCUUUCCAUCCACCCGCCUACGUCAUCGUUUAGCAUUUAUUCGGUGUCAUCGUGCCACCGUGUCGCUUACCCUUAGCACAGCAG
Molecule: messenger RNA, 3833 nt
Organism: Dinoponera quadriceps
Lineage: Eukaryota; Metazoa; Arthropoda; Insecta; Hymenoptera; Formicidae
Gene: vg
Product: protein vestigial
Exons: 6
Coding region: 1898-2977 (359 amino acids)
Biological process (GO): regulation of transcription by RNA polymerase II
Cellular component (GO): nucleus
Source: RefSeq, a predicted model, not a curated record